This is a messenger RNA of Exophiala spinifera, 996 nucleotides long. RefSeq lists its product as uncharacterized. The coding region runs from base 1 to 996 and encodes 331 amino acids. The record is from RefSeq and is a predicted model, not a curated record. NCBI's taxonomy places the organism in Eukaryota, Fungi, Ascomycota, Eurotiomycetes, Chaetothyriales, Herpotrichiellaceae. The transcript has a single exon.
AUGGUCAUCCUAGGCGGUCUCGAACUCGUGGCGGCCGGCUAUCUCUUGAAAGAAGUCGCAAAGGACAGUAAAGAGGAAGAAGAACGAGAACAGGAGCGUCGCCGCCGCAGACGGAGACGGCACUCUCGAGAUGACCAUCACCAUAGCCAUAGCCAUAGCGGAGGCCGCCAUGACAACUCCCCUCCGAGUCGUCCUGGCCGUCCCUCUCAGAGCUCGUUAUAUCCUCCUCCCAACGGCCCGCCACGACCGUACAGUGCACCGCCGGCGCAGACCGGCAACCCUCCCUAUUCUGGCCCUCCUCCUCCGCAGCCUCAAGGUAUGAUGUGGCCGCCACAACAACAGCAGCAGCAGCAACGGCCGUAUCCGCACCCUCAAGGCCCUCCUCCGAACCCCGGAACCUGGCCUCUUGCACAACCGCAACAGUACCAGCAGCCUCAAUACCCUCCGUGGCCCGCGAAACCACCUCCGCAACAGAACAUACCCCAGCCCAACCCGAACAACAAUAACUUUGUUCCACCGCCCCUGCAACGUCCGGCGACAGUCAUGCUCCCUCCUCCAAACAUGCACUACGACAUGAAGACUGGCAAAUGGCAGAACAACAUGCUCCCACCGGAGAUGUUCGAAGGUCGAGACCGAGAGACAGACAGGGACUUGGACAGAAUCCACAGCCACGAACGCCUGCGACGGGAGAACACGAUGCCAGCUUCGACUCCACAUAUCAACGUCAGCCCGCCGGUUGGGCAUCACUCUACUUCUUCGCUCUCACUCCCACAGGGUGUCUCCGAGCUGGAUUCCGAGACGCCGGGGCGGUACAGACCCUACAACAGCAGCAACAACAACAACAACCAUGGGGGCGAGAAGAACUCGUACUCGUACGGUCCGCAGCGGAGUGAGAGGAGGAGACCGAGAGCACAUUCAGGAUCGUCGGCGACGACAAGGUAUUAUGACGAGGACGACGACGACAUGAGGGAUCCGCCUCCUGCGUAUCGAGAAUGA